AUGAAUCAAAUGGGACAAGGUGCCAAAUCACCGAAUGAGCAUCAUCAGUUUAAGUUGCAAGCCAGUGGCAAUCAACAAAAUGCUGCAAGUAAAGAAAGCGAACCACUGCAGCACGCGGAAAAUCAUUACUGGAAGGCAAUCGUCGGAAUAUCAAUGGGAUUACUGUCAGGUUGCAGUCUCGCCAUCUCUGAUGCAUUUGCUCUAUUGUGUAUUAAGUUUGGUUAUUCCCCGGCACAAGUCUUACUUGUAAAAUCAUUAGUAAUGAUGGCAAUAAUGAUUCCAUUGCUAAUCUAUAAGAGAAUUGAUAUUUUGAAACUGAAACGGAAAGAUACUGUAUUGAACAUUGUAAAAAGCAUUUGUGAAAAUGCAGGAGACAUAUUUUUCUAUUAUGGUAUGAAUGCAAUUGGAAUGGGUGAUGCUACUUCAAUUGCAACUGGCUCACUUCCAAUAUUUUCCCCUCUGUUUGCCUGUAUUUUCAUACAAGAGAAGUUUAGAUUCCAUGACUGUAUUGGCUUGGUGAUAAAUGUUGCAGGAAUUAUUUUAAUAUCCCAACCUGAAUUUAUUUUUGGCAAUGGCACAAACCCGUCUUCAAGCAUAGGGUAUGUGUAUUCCAUUCUAGCAGGACUCUUUCUUUCCACUGGCACUGUAUGUUCGAGAGCAAUGUCCAAUGACUUGUCUCUCAUAGUUGUAAUAUUCUAUAACGGUGUAUUGGGUACUGUACUUACGUUGAUACUGGUAGUCCCAACAAGUAAUCAUCGAAUGUAUUCAUUGAUACCAUACUAUCCUAUUACUAUCCCAUAUAUGGUAGGAAUGGUAAUAUGGUUUCUUGCAUACCUAUACUCAUUUAACAGAGCUUUACAAGUGCAGAGUGCUGGUAAAACCAGCAUUCUACUUAACAUUAGUCUUAUUGUCAGCUUCAUUGGUGAUAUCAUUGUAUUUCAUAAACAUGUAGUGAAUUUAGAAGUAAUUGGUGCAGCACUUAUCAUUUUCAGUUCUAUUGUUGUUUUCCUGGUUAGCUGCUAUGAGACCAAACAAAACAAAAAUGAAGAAACAACACUUAUACUAAAGCCACAGCAACAUUCAAUAGGACUAGAUAAAAAGCCAUAA
This is a messenger RNA of Saccoglossus kowalevskii, 1107 nucleotides long. Its product is annotated as solute carrier family 35 member G1-like. The record is from RefSeq and is a predicted model, not a curated record. NCBI's taxonomy places the organism in Eukaryota, Metazoa, Hemichordata, Enteropneusta, Harrimaniidae.